CCAAUAAGGCAGGAAUGAGACUCCCUCACUUCCGGACACGGCGGUGGUCGUCCCGCUGUAGGUGAUCGUCAUGAAACAUGUUCACAGUCACCUCCUCAGCUGCGCCUCUGAAACGCUCUCUCUGUAAAAGGGUUUUCUCUGCGGACCCAGCGGCUCCCACCAGAAAACUAGAGUGCAGCUCACAGCACGAGAAGACAGAGGAGAGAGCCCGCGUUCACUCGAGCGCCCACAAAUCUCCGAGCAGGACUCGCGGCUCUUUACUCGGUUUGGUUUGACAAAGACGAGCCCGGAGGAAAAAUACGCGCCUUCUCAACAUGCAUAAAGAAAAAGGAGUCUUCAGUCUCUUCAUCCUGUUUUUGGGCCUCGCUACACUAUGCGAGAGUCGGGUGGUGUCGGUGCCUGCUGGUCCAUUGGUACGUGUAGAGGGGCAGUCUGUGGCCAUCCGCUGUAACGUUUCGGAUUAUCAGGGACCCAGAGAUCAAGAGUUUGAGUGGGCCUUGAUUCUGGAUAAUGGAGCAGAAGUCCAGCUCAUCUCUACCUUUGAUCCAUUAUACCCAGACACCUCUGUAAAGGACCGGGUCAACAGUGGGGGCAUCAGCAUUAAGAAACUGUCAGAUGCUUCAGUUGAGCUGAUUAUUAGCAAGGUCAGAGCCUCAGACAGUGCCACCUAUCGCUGCAGUACCCCCAGCACCGACUCAGUCAUGAGUGGGAACUACCAUGCAGAUGUGGAACUCAGAGUGAUUGGAGAUACUCUAAGGGUGGUUCCAUCCAUUCCUCAGCCAGCUGUGUCUGAGGGUGAACCAUUGGAGCUGCAGUGCAACGCCAGCCGGGCCUACACAGCGCAUACCUUCCUGUCAAUCACCUGGUCCAUUAGAAAGGAGACCAACACUCUGGAAGACAUAUUGACAUUUGGGCCAGACAGCGGGGUGAAAGCUGGCCAAGGUUUUGCACAGCGUUAUGCAGAUGGUGGACUUCUUCUGGACCUACGUGAAGGUGGCUUUUAUGGAUUGGUCAUGAAGGGGGUGAAGCCAUCAGAUCAGGGUGCAUAUGUAUGUACAGCCAGGGAGUGGACGCGGCAGCCUGGCGGAGGGAAAGGUUGGCACAAGAUCCUAGAAAAGAGUGAAGAAAUGGGGAUGGUUACGGUCACACCCUUAGCCCAGUCUCUGGUGGUUUCUGUGGAGAAGAAUAUUACCCUCAAUGUGGAGGACACUCUCAAUCUGACCUGCUUGCUAGCUGCUCAUGGCCUCCUUUCUCUGGACCUGGAGCUGACGUGGCUGGUCAGAGCAGUGAACUCAUCGGCUGGCCAACGAGUGCUGAUCCAUGUGGGACGUGAUGGGCAGGUCCUGAACGGCUCAGAACUGGUGGGCAUGAGCAGGGUUAAACCAGACGCUUUCCGACUCAUCCUGCCUAAAGUGCAGCGCUCGGACUCCGGUCUAUACUUCUGCCAGGUCAAGGCCUGGUUGCCACAGGGCAGUGGGAGAUGGUACCAGGCUGCAGAGAAAACCUCUGACCCUGUCCAGGUUCUGGUAACACGGCUAGAUCCAGAGUUUAAGGUGACCCUCACAGCAUCUCUGACCCCCCAGUUCACCUCUGACCCCACAGAGAUGGUCUGUCAGGUGACCAACCUCCUCAAUCUGCGAGAUGGCCAGCUGAGUGUGUCCUGGACCUAUGCUAUGAACACACCAGGAGAUUCCAGCAUCAGCACUAUUGCCUCUAUAAAUGAGCAUGGGGUGCUGGUACCAGGAGAGAAGUAUCGGCAGCAGCUGGACAGAGGGGAUAUUGCAGUGACUCGCAGUGAGCAGAAUGCCUUCAGACUCCGGAUGCUCCGCACUCGGGAUGAGGACAUGGGUUUUUAUUCCUGCAUUGUAACUGCCUGGACCCCCAGCCGCCAGGCAGGAUGGGACAAGGCCAAAGAGAUUAAGUCAGAUCCAGUCACUGUACAAUGGAAACCCAAGACCCCAGUGCUCAGUGUGGUGGCUCAUCGGGUGAGAGAGGCCUCUACAGGUGGCUCCACGUUCGAGAUGAGUUGUCGGGUGACGGGUCAGAACCUGCAGAACCCUGGCUAUUCUGUGCUCAUCCGUUUUGAAGAUGCGCAGGGACAGAACCCUCAGAAAAUUCUGUCCCUGAAUGCAGACUCUGUGCUGCAGCUGGAGGAAGGUAUGGCAGCGAGCCGCACAGACAGCGUGGCCCUGGAGAAGAUGGGGCAGCAGGAGUACCGUUUCAGGCUGUAUGGGGUGCAGGUCUCAGACAGAGGGUUUUACUGCUGUGAAGUGACUGCCUGGACGCGCGAUCAGAGCAGCGACUGGAGCAGAGCCGUCAGCGCAGAGUCCAAUAAAAUAGAGAUCGCCUUUGCAGACUCAGGUCCAGUAUUCAACGUGUCCAUUCACUCAGACAGAUACAGGGUGCUCCCUGGGGACACUGCCAAAAUGGAGUGCAUCUUAUCCACACUGGGGGCCACUCCCAACACAGAUGAUGUGGCCUUUGACGUUCGUUGGUUCCAGAGUCCAGCACGAGCAGUGGAGAAUGGUGGUGCUGUGCCCCUCAUCAGCAUGGAUCGCUGGGGGGUGGUGAAGAAGAGUGGGGGGAAUGAGAGCACAGAGUGUAGUCUGGAACGCACAGACAGGAAUACCUUUGUGCUCAGUGUGCACCGCACUCAGGACAGGGAUAUAGGAGAGUAUUACUGCACAGCGAAGCCCUGGUACAUCUUACCUGACGCUGGUACCUGGAGGGAUGGACCUGAGCUCACCUCUGCCCCAGUCAUUCUCUCCAUGAAACUAGCAUUGUGGGACUCUCUGAAGAUGCCAGUGUUGUAUGGUGUGGUUGCUGCUCUGGGCAUUGGCGCCCUCUCGAUUCUUCUUGGGCUUCUUGUUGCCAACUGCUGCCUCUCCAGAAACCCCAUGCACACACCCCGCAGCAAGCUCAUGGACCUGGAAAUUGACUGAAAAUCAGCAGAAUGCUCCAUAACAAGCCCAGUCUCUCCUGCUAAUGUGACCACAUUUUUACCUUAAGCCCCCUUCAAGUCAGCAUCGCUACUGAUGACCUACCAAUUGUAUUGAGCUACGGCUGUUUAGAUAUGCGUGAAUGCACCACUUCAAGGGAGAAAAAGACAGUGUAGUGAAUCUUGACUGUAUGCACUUAAGAGGAUGUAGGCAUUCUAGUGAGAUAAUGAAAGCUCGCAUUGACAGCUGGUGCACUUCCAGUAUCUCAGGAAUCAUUUGCUGGCAACGGAAACACUGGCUUUAGUUACUGCUUUUGGCAACAGAAAGCCUGUUUCAUAUGUUGAAAUGCUGACCAGUGUUCUGAGGAGCUUCAUUCUGGAAUAUUUUAGCAUUCCAUACAAGGUUGUGACUGCAUUGGGCCUCCACCAGCAAUGUUAUGGUGUGUGGAGCACACUCUCCUUCCUGUAUGAAGGACUCUAAUUAAAGAGCCAUGGACACAUCGAGCACUUUGGCAGAACUCCCGGUAAACUUUCAUUCUGAUCUCACCGCAUAUUCUCACCCCAGAUCUUGUGCCUGUCAUGUCAUUGAUGGUUCUCCUGCAGCCACCCAGCCUCCCUGUCAUUCAGGGGCAUGUUCUUGACAGCGUGGAGCUCCAGGGGGCUGACCUUUCCCUUCCAGUUCUAAAGACUCCUCUGCUCAUCAGCAGUCCAGCUGACCAUGACUGAUGGACGCUCUGGGGUUGGCUGCACUGUUCUCUGACCCCUCCAGGGUUCAGAACUGACGCCCACAGGCUGUGUGUUAACUUCUUUAAGGGUUUUUUUGGCCAGAGGCAGCAUUGUUCCAAAGACCGACGAUAUCAGUUACUAAAGCUUUGGAAAACUGUAGCAUGCUCACUCCAACAGUGUGCACAAUGGCCUUUAAAAGGUCCUGAUAGAUGAUAUCCUCCACUUAAUGUUCAUCCGCCAAUGCUUUGUGCUUCACUGAAAGCAAACACACACUAUGGAGUUACACAUUCAAAGUACAUUAAUGCAUUUAUUUUUUCCAUAAAACACAGCUGCACAGACAUUGCCCUCAAACUGCACAGACACACAGAUUAUAGGUGUUUCAUUGUUUAUGCUUCAAGUUUAAUACUCUUUCACCAUCAGUCCAGCCUAGUCUACUGUGAAGACUGCUGUUGGCACACAUGCCUCUCCACAAAACUGAGGAACCAUCUGCAGUGUGUGUUUUAGCAUAAUAUUUUAACCCCUUAAACUCUAAACUUAAUAGGUUAUUAAUCUAAGUCUUGAGGCUUGUUGGUCAGUAUUAAUCUUAUUAUUCAGUACUAAUAUGAAUUAUUCAGUAACAACUGAGAUCUAACAUGUAUGCAGUUUUGAAAGUGAAGCUAAGACGCCAGGCCCAUGGAGUUUAAGGGGUUAAAGUAACUGAUCCCAAUGCAAAUCUGACCUAGAAAUAGAGGUCAUCUGUCUCUACACCAGUGGUUUCCAACCCUGAUCCCUGGAGUACACUGGAUCUAACUAAUUGGCUAAUUGCCUUCCCUGUUUUGAGUCAAAGUGGGUAUGUUGGAGAAGACGAGUAGUAAAAUUUUCAUAACAGGGGGCUCCAAGCAGGGCUGAGAACCACUGUCGUACAAGACCCACAACAACCUUUCAUGGAUGUAUGGUGGGACAUUUUUAAAAACGCAUUGUACAAUUGCUCUUUUAUUGAUGUUUUUAUUAUUGUAUUUUAGGGAGCGUCUUGUAAAUAUGAAUAGAUUAAAAUGGAGUCAAAUUUUAUGUGCUUCCUUUUUUGUUAUGGUUUGCCAAUAAGAUCAAUGUUUUUUUAUGAUUUACAAUCUCUUUAGCUUUUCAUAAAACAAAAAGUCUGAAAAAAACAGACAACCCCUCCAAAAAUUGAUACCAUAAUAAAAGUUUUAUAAGCAUGAGUUGGCUCGAGCUCUCUCUGUGUCCUGAAUCUCUGCAAAGCCCCUUGAGAAUCACCCCUCCAUCAUCUCACUAAAUUAUUAAUGCUGAUUUGUUUUAUAUGCAUAACACUAGGGUAUGACAUAUUUCUGUCCUUGGUGACAGCCUAGACUGUCCCUCCAGUAAGGCCUCGCCAUCUUACUGUCACUUUUUGUGUAGCUUCAUCUUUUCAGUUUUCUUUUCCCUCCUCACAGUCUACUUGGCAUUUCCUCUUAAGUUUCCUCUUUUUUCUUUUGUUUUUACUUCAUCAGUUAUUCUCUUACCCUUCUCGCUCGCUCUUGUUCUUGCCCUGCUGUGUCUCUCUCUCUGUCUGUCUGUCUGUCUGUCUGUCUGUCAGGGCAUUUGUUAGAUGAACUUGGAUUAAUUGCAGCGUGUUCCUUCAGAAGAGUGGAUUUAUGUGUUAGUGCUUGAGUUUUUUUUUUUCUUCAUGCACUCUUUUUUUUUUUUUUUUUGUGUGUCGUGUAUUAUGGGCUUUACAUCUACAGCAGGUCAGAUUCAUAAAAAUAUAUCUCAGAAUUACAGUGAUGCUAAAAGCAAAUAGUGUUGUGGUUCUGACUUGUUUUAUCUAUUAUGUGAUAUGAGGUGUGUCCAUGCGUUUAUCUGAUUUAUGUGCUGUAGUUGUGAUCUGUAACAUGAUACAAUUCCAUAGAAAAAGACACCUGAACCAGUCUGGCAGCAAUGUUUUUGGGAAACCCAUCUGCUAUUGUAGGGAGUGAUGUUAAUUAAAGAUUCACAAAAUUAAAAUAUUUUGUAUUAUGCAGGAUAAAACAAAGUACAAUAUGGCCUAGCACAUUGGAGCAAGUGCGCUAAAACAAGCUGCCUUAGUAGGGCGUAAGAGGAAUGAAAAACAUUGUUUAGGAAGCGAAUGAACUUAGGAACUUCUCAAGGGGAUGAGAUGAGGAGAUGACAAAAAAGGGGUGGGAUGACACCACCCCAUCCUUACUGAGGGUAUAAAUUAUGUGUACAAACCCUGUAUCUGUGUGAGUGUUACCCGAGGGCCUUUGGGAAGCAUUCUCCAUGCUCAAGAAGAAUAAAUGACCUGCCCUUCUGAAAUCCGAA
This is a messenger RNA of Pygocentrus nattereri (red-bellied piranha), 5956 nucleotides long. RefSeq names its product prostaglandin F2 receptor negative regulator. Lineage: Eukaryota; Metazoa; Chordata; Actinopteri; Characiformes; Serrasalmidae. The record is from RefSeq and is a predicted model, not a curated record. The transcript has 9 exons. Bases 315 to 2942 code for a protein of 875 amino acids.